Colletotrichum truncatum is the source of this 1089-nucleotide messenger RNA. RefSeq lists its product as uncharacterized. Gene Ontology annotation, molecular function: oxidoreductase activity, acting on NAD(P)H. The record is from RefSeq and is a predicted model, not a curated record. Lineage: Eukaryota; Fungi; Ascomycota; Sordariomycetes; Glomerellales; Glomerellaceae.
AUGAGUUUGCCAACCACUUCCACUGCACCGGCUCUCUUUGUGGACCAAAACAACGAAUUCAAAGUUCUUCGUUUCGUCCCAGUUCCAGAGCUGGUAGAAGGCGAAUUGAUCGUCAAGGUGCUGUACUCAGGCGUCAACCCAGCCGACGUUAAACACGCCCCUCUCCUAGGGAUCAACUCUACUAUCCUUGGAUAUGAUUUUUGCGGUCAUGUGGUCAAGGCCAACGAAAAUUCGGAGUACAAAAUCGGCGAUCUCGUUGCCGGCUUUACGCCUUUCGGUGUGGGACAGCUAUGGAAACAUGGCGCCCACCAAGAGUAUCUGUCUAAUCCCGAAGAACUCACUUUCAAAGUACCCAAGAAUAUGACCUCGGUCGAGGCCGCUUCUCUGACAACCAUCUUGAUGACCGCUGCCGAUGGAAUUUACAGCAAAACCGGUUACUCCCUCCCCAGCGGAAAACACAUCGAAGGAUUCAGGUCUGGUCCGCUCCUCGUUUGGGGCGGGGCGACUAGUGUCGGCAUCGCCAUGAUUCAACUUGCACGUGCAAGUGGCGCACAUCCCAUCCUCGUCACUGCGUCCCCCAAACGACAUGAACUUCUCAAGAAGCUGGGCGCGACCUACUGCUUUGACUACAACAGCUCCGAUGUUGCUGGACAAAUAAAGGCUGUAGUGGGAGAGCUAAAAGCAGGCCCAAUCGCUUAUGCGGCCGAUUGCGCCGGCUAUCCCGGCACGGAGCAGGAGCCAAGCUCGGCAGCGCAGAUGGCAGCAUGUGUUGAGGAAUCGGACAAGGCGACCUUCAUAUCCGUUAUUCCGCAGCCCGACAAACGUUUCAAGUUCAUUUUCGCGUGUGCCGACAGAGAGUCCAAGAUGAAUUUCCCUGGAAAGCCUACCGUGACGGUGCCAGCCCGGCCAGAGGAUUUUAAGAGGAUGAGGGCGGCGUUGCUAUGGAGUGUUGAGAAUUACGGUAACGGAUUCGUCAUGCCUUCUGUGGAGGUAUUCAAAGGCCGUGCUGAAGACGCUUUGGAACAGAUUCAUAAGAUUGCUGUUUUGGGACGGUUUGGCAAGCUCGUUUUGGAGCAUCCGCUGCUCUGA